AACUUAUCAUUAACUCCUCCCCAAAUUUCAUCAACCAGUACAACAGCAUCAACAAAUAACGUACAUUUUUUAUUUAUUAUCAAAUUUGGGAAAAACAAAUUAAAGACUCAUAUAUUUUCAAGAAAACAUUUUUCCACUUUUCAUUUUUUCACUGUUGUAAAAGCCAUGUACUUGUACACUUGAAUCACAGGAGACUAACAUUUGAAUUUAGCAACACUUUACUUUCCAACUUUUACUUUCCUGAAAACUCUCAUCUUCUCAUUCCUUCUGCUUUGUUAUUGUUUAGUACGAAAAAAUAUCAAGAUAUUCGAGUAACUAUAAGUAAUGGCAGGUGGAUAUAGAGCUGAAGAUGAUUAUGAUUAUCUAUUCAAAUUAGUGUUAAUUGGGGAUUCUGGUGUUGGCAAAUCUAAUCUCCUUUCUCGAUUCUCGAGGAACGAGUUCAAUCUUGAAUCUAAGUCUACUAUUGGUGUUGAAUUUGCUACUCGAAGUAUUCGUGUUGAUGAUAAGAUCGUUAAGGCUCAGAUUUGGGAUACUGCUGGCCAAGAAAGGUACCGUGCAAUUACAAGUGCAUACUACAGAGGGGCUGUCGGUGCAUUGCUUGUGUACGAUAUCACUCGACAUGUCACAUUUGAAAAUGUUGAGAGAUGGUUAAAAGAGCUUCGAGACCAUACCGACCAAAAUAUUGUCAUAAUGCUCGUUGGGAACAAGGCCGACUUACGUCACUUGCGUGCUGUUACAAUAGAGGAUGCCAAGGCCUUUGCUGAAAGAGAGAGUACCUUCUUUAUGGAGACUUCAGCACUUGAGUCCUUGAAUGUUGAGAAUGCAUUUACUGAAGUAUUGACCGAGAUAUACAGGGUGGUCUGUCGGAAAGCACUUGAAGUUGGAGACAAUCCUGCUGCGUUGUCUAAGGGGCAAACGAUAAAUGUUGGCAAGGAUGAUGUUUCAGCUGUUAAAAAAGUUGGUUGUUGCAAUGUCUAAGCAAAAAAUCAAGAAAUCCAAAUGCUUACUACAACCAGCAAAUGCUCCUACUAUUGUUGCAUUGUGUAUUCUCAGUUUUGAAUCUUUUAGGAAAUGAUGUAUCUACUUAUAUAUUAUUCCACCUCUGUAUUGUUUCAUCAACCUACUUUGAGUUUGUACUACCCUAUUUGUUACCUUCUUUGACUCUUGCAUCUUGCCUCUUAUUUCACAAAAUUCAAGGCAGUCUUGCUGAAAAGAAUUUUACUGCUUUAA
Messenger RNA from Capsicum annuum, 1230 nucleotides. RefSeq names its product ras-related protein Rab11B. The transcript has 2 exons. Gene Ontology annotation, cellular component: endosome. Lineage: Eukaryota; Viridiplantae; Streptophyta; Magnoliopsida; Solanales; Solanaceae. Gene Ontology annotation, molecular function: GTPase activity; GTP binding. The coding region runs from base 325 to 978 and encodes 217 amino acids. The record is from RefSeq and is a predicted model, not a curated record.